Messenger RNA from Nylanderia fulva, 1627 nucleotides. RefSeq names its product cuticular protein 6 (gene CPR6). The record is from RefSeq and is a predicted model, not a curated record. Gene Ontology annotation, cellular component: extracellular matrix. Lineage: Eukaryota; Metazoa; Arthropoda; Insecta; Hymenoptera; Formicidae.
GACUCGGCGACUCGGUCUCGCAUACAGUAAAACGUGGAAACGUGGAAAACGCAUCAUGCUGAAGACGGCUUCUUUCCUUUGCGCCGUAUUAGCGUGCGCUAACGCGGUUGUUCUCAGCGGCUACAACGGCCAUGGCCUGUCCUACAGCGAUUACGGCGAUCUCGCCGAUGGAUACAUAGAAUCCACCGGAUACAAUGUUCUGCCUACCGUCGCCGUCCCGGUGCACUCGGUGUCCGCCGCACCGUUACACCUGGAUGCAUCCCUGGACCACCACGGCUACAAACACGUCGAGCAGGAUCACGACUAUUACUCGCACCCGAGAUACACAUUCAAUUACGGGGUUCACGAUCCUCACACCGGCGACGUGAAGACGCAGCACGAGGUGCGAGACGGCGACGUCGUCCACGGUUCUUACAGCGUGAACGAGCCUGACGGAAGCGUGCGUAUCGUCGAAUACACGGCGGACGAUCACAACGGGUUCAACGCCGUCGUGAAGAAGGUAGGACCGGCGGUGCAUCCGCAACCGGUGCCGAUCGUCAAGUACGUCUCGCCUGCGCACUACAACAGCUACGACUACGAGAAGCACUAUUAGCGGACUUCUCGGACCUCCGAAAUGUGUAAAUACAACGUCGAAUCGGGCGUUUCGCUGAGGGGCAUUAGCCGAUAAUCAGUCUGCUAGUCAACUGCGACAGCGAACUACGUUUUCAAUUGGACGUUUCGAUUGGCUACCGAACAUUGUGAUUCACAAUAGCAAGGAAAAAAAAAGACAAAAAAAUUUGGUUCGUCUAUUCUUAGACUUAAGAUAGCUUCUAAAAGGGAUUCUCUGUUAGAAUUACGGGUUUCUUUUAACUGUGCGAUAAGUAAUAUCUAAUUUAUAACUGAGAUUAUUGAAAAACAUCGACCUUUCUGCUGACACAAUUGAUUUAAUCUCUGUUGCCGUAUGUCAAAAUAAAUGUAGUCUUGUCUUAAUUAUUCAUUUCAUUCAUCCGACGCUUUAUUUCCAGAAGCGCCCGAUUGUAUUAACUAUGUCAACACUCGUAAGCCUAUUACUUCUGCAGAUAACAGAAAUGCAAUUCUCUAUCUAUUUAUUUUACAUUCCGCUCGAAACUCGUGCAGAAAAAUAUUUUACACCCCUUGAAAAAAAGAGAUUAUUCGAUAUUGAACACGAAUUGUAACCGCGCAUGUCUAAAGUAUAUUGAUUUAUAUUUACGAUGACUACUACGGCGUCAUAACACAAAUUUCAUCUAUCAUCGCGGUGCCUCUUUUGCGUUCAAUUUUAGAUGUCGUACAACUUACAUACAUAAAUAUGUAUCACAAUUUUGAACAGGAUGUAUAAAUGAAAAUUUACUGCCUUAUAUUACCAUUCGAAAAUUUUUACAAUCUAUAUAUGCAAUAGAUAUACAUAUAGUGAUGAAUUUGAAUUCAAAUUUUAGAAUUUCAAGAGAGAAGAAAAAGUUUUUUACAGGGAUAAAAAAUUCAAUGCUAAAUUAAAAUAAAAAAGAAAGAAUUAAAUGUAUAUUUAGAAUACGAUCAACAGGUUACAAAACAGAUUUAAAAGAGCAAAAGUAGUUGUUAAGUUAUUUUUGUAACUCCAUUGUGUGCAUAAAAUAUAUUAUAAUACAUUUAA